AGAGAAAAUUAUUUCUCGUUUUCUCGAGAAGACACGAUAAUGUAGGUUUUUCUGUUGAAAUACUGCUGAAAACUCGAUUUGAACUGUGAUAAUUUUUUCAUACGAGAAUGUUGCAUAAAAUCAACGCUUCGAACGUAGAUAUUUUACUGUUACAAUCGUAACUCGACUGCUAGCUUGAAUAAUCGUGCCUUUUCUCAGUGUUUUAUCAAUAUUAGGUAAUGUUGUUAUUGUUAUUAUGGUUCUCUGAAGUGUACGAACUGUUGUGUGUUUCAAAUUACUGUUUUAAAAGGCGGAAAUCUCGUCUUGUUUUAGUUUCACGUAAUUCUCAUACACCCGGCGAUCAAUUGCGAUAAUACCCUACAGAAAAAUGAACGAUUCGCCGAUGAAAUUACAAAUCCUGGCAGCCAAAUCGGUAUGCAUUCGACUGGUACGCGAAUGGGCCGAGGAGGGCGAAAUACCCGUAAUCAAUGUCUGGAAAAGAGCUGCCGGCUACGGUACUUGCCCAGCUCACGACUGGUACCUGUGGCAGUUGAGUGAAAUGCCAAUACCUCGAUUCGCUCAUAUCCAGAACACAAUCCGGUACCAAAUCGAAGACAACAUGGCGCCGAUUCUAGACCAAGUCGUUAUCUGGAUCCAGCAUCAUCACGGCGCCGAUUUCUUCAACGAUCAACAAUCUUCGUUUUUGAGCGAAUACAUCUCGAAACUAGUUUGGAAUCAUCAUUUUCAAAUAGACUACGCCGCUAGUGCGAAAAAUAUCCUGACUAAUACGAAGCUAAGUCCAUUGGAGAGGUUCAGAUUCGCUGGCACUUACUGCAUCGUUGAAGAAAUCGAGAAAUUUCGUGACACGAUCGAUUCGAUGCCGAAAUUGGACUUUAAGAAGGAUCCGUUCGUCGUGUAUUGGAGCAAGUAUUUGAGAAACGAGCUGCAUACGAUACCGGUACCGAAGGAUAUGUCUCUGAAUUCGUUAAUGAUUAUCAUCAGUUCGAGCCAGUUCGGUUUAUGGGCACCGGUCGAGUACUUCUUCGGUAAACUAACCCAGGCGAGUAAAUUGGUCAAUAUCGAGCCCAUCAUCCGACUGUACGGUAACAGCGUACGAAUGAAUUUGCCGGAUAAAUUCAACGAUAAGGAGUGGAAUCUGGCAUUUCGUCCGGUCAUCUCGAAAAUCGUCGAGAAAAUCGUCGAAUGUGGUACCUUAGACGAAGUACGUUGCAUUUGGAGUAGGUUCAGGAGUAAAAUGGAUUCGAAGAAUUUCUGCUCCAUUCUGGAAACACUGGUCCCAUUAUCGAUGCGAAACGCGACCAGUUUCAAAAAAUGGACCCCACUGUUGAUGGAGAUCUGGACCAGUGCUGCCAGCGAAUUGAAACAAUCAGCCAUCGUCGAUACCGAACUAUGGCACAGUAUCGGUCGCAAAUGCGAACACCUCGUUCGAUUCGAAAAUGCUAAAGAUUUUCGUGCACGUCGCCAGAUCCCGGAGUCGAUGAAAUUCAUCAGAAUGGUGCUAAAAAGCACGAACGUGAAGAAAAGAACGGAAUUCUUGGAGCAGAAUUUCAGCUGGCUGAUUAUCUGGACGCAGUUUACCACCGUAGAUAGAUUGAUACGAGAAUUCCUCGAACGAUAUAAUCGCGACGUUGUCAAGUUGAAACAAUCCAUCGCUGAUAAUUCUGCCGAAAUAGAACGAUCCCUUUUGAUAUUUUUGUCGUUUGGCGAAUUCGACGAAUUCGACGUCGUGACGAGGUUUUAUUUCCCAGGUAUCAAAGGUGUUGCCAAAGAUACCGAAGAAGAAUUGCGAAACGGUUUGAUGUGCCAUAAAUGGGAUCUGGUUACGUCAGGGAAGGGUUUAAUGUUCUUGGCCACUUGUUUAUAUUUCGCUGAUUGGAAACAGUUGUACGAAUUUGUGCAGAAAAUGUGCUCGGUUGCCGGAUACUCGUUGAAUUCGUUUAUGUUUGAUUUAUUCGAACGAGGACAUUUACCAGGACUCGAGUACCUUACCAGGAAACUAGAAAGAGGCGAAAUGAUAGACCUAAAGGAGUGUCUGAGCAAGCUGGAGUGCCAUAGUGAAGGUGACGUCGUCAGACGAGGACUUCUGAUGAGACAAUUCAAAACGCACAUGUUUAAGGCUUUAUUCGAUAUCGACUCGGGACGUAAAAUGAUUUUUAAUCGAGCAGACGUGCAGGAUUUCUUGUUAUGGAUUUACAACGGCGAUGAAAUAUUAGUCGAGAAACACUUCAAGCAACCGGUGCUGUUUCCUAAAGGCUUUUUGGUCCAGUUGAUCGGUUGCUUCGACGAUGGCCACGAUGGUUUCUUAUUCCAAGCUAGCAAAUCGAUGGAAGAGUUUUUAAAGUGGUGUUUCGCGAAGGUCUCCGAAAGGCGACGAUUUAAACGCGAAAUGAUUUAUAAAUUUAAGCAGUAUAAGAUUAUCGAAGAUAUAUUGCUGAACAGAAGGUGUCGCCGGAGCGCGUUGUUUUGGUUUUUUGACGGUGAUGUAGGUUUGAUCGAGAAAUUCACUGCUGAUUGCGCGGGUAUUCCGAUGUAUACUAUUGUGGAGAAUAAUUUGAGAUCGGCGAGAUCUGAAGAGAUGAAGAAGUGAUUGGGGUGGAAUUAGGAGUCGAUGUUUUGGAGUAGCCAGUGAAAAUAUAUGAUCGAUAGAUGAAUCGAGAUUUUUAAAUAUGUAUUAUUAAUUUUGGUGAUUUUUGAUUCGAAUUUGUUUUUGAAUCCUUUGACGUAGAAAACAUUGCAUUCGAGGUGUCUUUUCCUGUUUGUUUAAUUAAUUUUUUUUCGUAAUUCUAUAAGUUGAUUUUUUUGUCGAGUUUCUUAUUGUAUUAACUGAGAUUUUAUAAAGUUCGAUUGACUUUAGUUUUUAAAUAAGUCGUAUUUGUCAGAUGUUUUUUUUUACGUGAAUAUGAAUGUGUUUUUUUAUGCGAGAGCUUUUGAUAUUAGAUUCUGUGGGUACUUGAUGUACAUUAACUACAUUUAUGAUUUAUUUUCUCGUGCAUAAUAUUUUUAAUUCAGUUUAGUUUGAAUUUGUAGGUGUGAUUCUUUGUUUUUUUUUCAAAUAUUGAUUGUUUUCAUUUGAAAUAAUACACGAUUGAGCUUGAUGAGAUUUUCGUACCUAAU
Messenger RNA from Planococcus citri (citrus mealybug), 3114 nucleotides. RefSeq lists its product as uncharacterized. The record is from RefSeq and is a predicted model, not a curated record. Lineage: Eukaryota; Metazoa; Arthropoda; Insecta; Hemiptera; Pseudococcidae. The transcript is spliced from 2 exons. The coding region runs from base 368 to 2587 and encodes 739 amino acids.